AUGGCUAGGCGCGAUUCUUCGCCGACGUCGACAUCGUCCUCGCUAUCCAACAUCACUGUCCAGACGGAUAAGAAGACUGGUGUCCGCGCAAUGUCCAGCGCGUCGCCGUCCAUCUCGACGCCCCCCACCAGUCUCGACGACAGAGCCAGCGUCCUGUCCGAGACCACCAAGUUUGAGCAAGCCAUAGAAGUGGACGAUGAAGCUCCGGCGUUGCAUACCUCGGAUGAGGCGCAUGUAGCAGCACAAACGACCCCAGGCACAGCCAACAGUGAAGGCCGGCGGUCCGCAAGAAACGCGCGCAAGUCCGUCACGACAUACAACGUUCAGAUUCUCUCAGGCACUGCCAUCCAUACGCCAACCAAGUACCUGGAGAAGCACCACAUGAACGUUCUACACGGUUCACUAGAGAGCAUGCUCAAGAAAGAGAAGGGAACGCCCGGGAAGAAGAAGUUGCCCAAGCCAACAUCUGAGGCGGCAGAAGUCAGUGACCCUGUCGAGGAGCAGCUUGUCGCGGAAGCUGCUCAGGCGGCACGGCGUCGCACCUCUUCGCGCGUGACGGACCUGCGUAAGGAGGCCCUCCGCAACCUUUCUAGUGCCGGGGAUGCCGUUGCAAGCGCAAUUUCAGGAGGCAAGACAUUUGUUCAAAGGACCCUUCGACGAAGCAUGCCAGAUUCUCGUAUGAAUGCUUCUCAGCUGUCACCAGUCCCUGUGUCGUUGAAACGCCCACGCACUGCAACGGGAGCCGAAGACAAAUACCAGAACAGUCCACUGCAGGAGAAAGAGUAUCUACAACCAAAGUCGAAAGUCUGGCUAAAACAGGGACUUUACGUCGGCCAACACCGCGACUUCGAUCCUCGCCUGUCGGAAAGCCAGAACCGUGUGAAAAAGAGGAACAGGAAUUCCAAGGAGAACACCACGCUUCCCCUUCCUAUUUUCGCUUGCGACCGCCUUUUGAAUGAGGACCCACGUCACGUGUUCCGCGAUUUCAAGUUGCCUUUUGACACCUACUACCCCCUGCCUAGGAAGGUCAAGGUAGAUGGAUGGGUCAAGCUUAAUAAAAAUAGAUUCAUCGGCGACGCAUCCGCCUUGUGGAAGCGCGACAAGCAGGAUUCUUCUCAAUGCUACUGUGAUCCUGAAGAUGGUUGUGGUGAGGCAUGCCAUAAUCGCAUCAUGGCAUACGAGUGCGACAGCACAAACUGUAGGCUUACGCCAGAGCGAUGCGGCAAUCGACCUUUCGCAGAACUCAGGCGACGUGCCAAAGGAAAUCGCUACGACUAUGGGGUUGAGGUUGUCCACACUGAAGACCGCGGGUAUGGUGUGCGAGCCAUGAGAACUUUUGAACCUAAUCAGAUCAUCGUGGAAUAUGCUGGCGAGAUCAUCACGCAAUACGAGUGUGAGCGACGGAUGAAGCAGGUUUACAAAAAGGACAAGUGCUACUACUUGAUGAGUUUCGACAACAAGAUGAUCAUUGACGCAACUCGGGGAACAAUUGCACGAUUCGUCAACCACUCUUGUGAGCCUAAUUGCGAGAUGAUCAAGUGGACGGUUGGUGGAGAGCCUCGAAUGGCACUGUUCGCUGGUCCUCGGGGAAUCAUGACUGGCGAAGAACUGACGUAUGAUUACAAUUUCGAUCCAUUCUCCCAAAAGAACAUUCAAGAAUGUCGCUGCGGGACUGAGUCCUGUCGUGGGGUGCUUGGUCCCAAACCGAAGAAACCUAUCGAAGAAAAGUCUGUUAGUUCUAUACUCGUUACUGGAACCAAGCGCAAGGUUCAAGAUCUCUAUGACUCUAGCAGGGCUGGUUCCGAGAGUACUCCUAACUCUCCAAAGAAGCGAAGGGUGUCUCUUGGAACUCCCAUCACAGCGAAAGCAAAGAAAGCCCAUGCUGAAACGCAAGCCGCUCGAGAGCGAGCAGAGAGAGAGGCAACCGAGCAUUCGCGUCAAAUAACAUCUCGCGAAAAUCGUGCUAUGAAGCGAUCUACUUCGGGAACCGGGUCCAGGCGCUCGCGGGCCGCUUUCAUGCGAACAAACAUGUCGUCUUCUGUCAAGUUCACGCGCCACACUACGGUCAGCUUCAAACGUAAAGUACCUAAGUCGAGCGCAUUGAAGGCGGUUAAGAAGCCUACAAGUGUGCACUCUACUCGCCCGCGCACCACCCCAGCGCACAACAGCCAAAAGGGGCGCCGAACUCUCAAGCGACCAAGUACCCCUAUUGAAAGUUCCGGCGCGGAGGAGUCUGACUCUGAGGAAGACACGUCUCCUAACAUAACGCCUGCCUCUCUUCGAAGCGCAUCGGCGAAGUUGAACCAACUCAGUCCUGUCAAUCAGGGGCGAAUGGGGAGGAAGACAUCAUCCAGAGCAGGUUCAGAGCAGGUUCGCGCUGUACGGACAUUCACUAUACGUGGAGCCAAGCUGCAACAACGCAACUUCUCUUCAGCUCCAAGAACUAUACAUAAGACCGGUGCUGGGGUGAAGAAGAUAUAUCAUCCUGCUCAGAGUAGGUCUCGAAGUGCACGAGGAAGGUGA
Cucurbitaria berberidis CBS 394.84 is the source of this 2523-nucleotide messenger RNA. RefSeq lists its product as uncharacterized. The record is from RefSeq and is a predicted model, not a curated record. The transcript is spliced from 4 exons. Gene Ontology annotation, cellular component: nucleus; chromatin. Gene Ontology annotation, molecular function: histone H3K36 methyltransferase activity; protein binding. The coding region runs from base 1 to 2523 and encodes 840 amino acids. Gene Ontology annotation, biological process: regulation of DNA-templated transcription. Lineage: Eukaryota; Fungi; Ascomycota; Dothideomycetes; Pleosporales; Cucurbitariaceae.